Molecule: messenger RNA, 1375 nt
Organism: Stomoxys calcitrans (stable fly)
Lineage: Eukaryota; Metazoa; Arthropoda; Insecta; Diptera; Muscidae
Product: putative nuclease HARBI1
Exons: 3
Coding region: 237-1310 (357 amino acids)
Source: RefSeq, a predicted model, not a curated record
UCGCCCAUGUUCUUACUUUCGACCAUUUUCAUUUCCGCAUCGUUUUUGAAAUCCGCACAUUUUGUUUUCCCAUGUUCUGUGAUUCGAGGGGAAGUCCACUUUCGAUGCAAAAUCAAAAAACAGCUGAUUUUGCUGUGUUUAGUGAAAUUUGUAAACAAAACAAGAAGCAAACAUACGUUUAUUUGUUUUAAGCCGGCAUACAAAUUUGUUAGUUUAUCAAAUAAUUUUUGUAAAAUAUGCCUGCAGGCAUGUUUUUGGCUUUGUUAGCUUCUAGAAAAGAAGCAUUUUAUUUGGAACGUGUUAAACGUCGUAAGUUAAGGGAUGCUUUUGAUCCUACCGAUAUCCCAGAUAGUUGCUUCAUUGCUCUGUAUAGACUAAACAGGGAAGCAUUUUCAGAUGUUUUGAGAGAAGUUGGUCCAUAUAUAAAAAAAGGAAGCAUUCCAGUUAAGCUUCAAUUGGCGGCUACCCUAAGACAUCUUGCAGUGGGCAGUUUUCAGGGAGUCAUUGCAAACGACUUGAACAUCGGUAUUGCACGUACAACAAUGUGCAAACUAUUGUGGCAAGUUAUAAAAGUGCUUGAAGACAAAUUAUGUCCAAAAUGGAUAAAUCUCGAAAUGUCCGAAAAUGAAAUGCAAUCGUCAAAGAUGCACUUUUACGAAAAAUUCGGAUUGCCUGGGGUGAUAGGUUGCGUUGAUGGCACACACAUUAGGAUAAUUAAACCACCCUUGGAUGCAUCUCUCUACUACAACAGGAAGGGAUAUUUUAGCAUUAAUGCAAUGAUUAUUUGUGACUACCAAAUGAGAAUUCGUGCUAUAGAGGCUGGUAGGCCAGGAUCUUCUCAUGAUUCAUUUAUUUGGAAUUUAAGUGAAGCCAAAAUUUUCUUCACAUCCCAAAGAAGGAAUGGAAUGCGAAACAGUUGGCUUCUAGGGGAUAGUGGUUACCCACUUGAAUCAUUUCUCAUGACUCCAUUCAAAGAUCCUCAACCUGGAACUCACCAGCACCGUUUUAAUAUUGCGCAUACCUCAGCUAGGAAUAUAGUUGAAAGAACUAUCGGCAAUCUCAAGAGCAGAUUUAGAUGCUUACAAAACAGUGCGAUUCAAUAUGUUCCGCAGAAGGUAGUUAAACUUGUCAACGUUUGUUGCGCAUUGCACAACAUUUGCAAGCACUACAAUUUACGAUAUGAAGAUAUUCUUGUUGAUAACGAACCCCCAGACCAAGAAGAUGAUAUAUAUUCUGAGGAGAACGAUGACUUGCCAAAUAGCGCCGAAAGCCGAACAAUUAGAGAUAACAUUGCAUUAUCACUCUCAUAACUUUCACUAAAAUAAAUGCCAAUAUUUUUAAAACUUUUAUUAAACAAAAAAUAAGGAACUUUCAA